This is a messenger RNA of Mus caroli (Ryukyu mouse), 8320 nucleotides long. It is a transcript of the gene Col19a1, whose product is annotated as collagen type XIX alpha 1 chain. Lineage: Eukaryota; Metazoa; Chordata; Mammalia; Rodentia; Muridae. The record is from RefSeq and is a predicted model, not a curated record. Gene Ontology annotation, cellular component: extracellular matrix.
UGAGUUGGCUGAGGACUGUCUUGCUGAGUCCUCCGUGCUCACCGAGUGGGAGGGUCACACUGAAGGGACGAAUAAGGGCAGAGAUGCGUCCCGCUUCCACUCGCUGGGAGCUGGAGCGGGCCACUCCGCGGCGGUGCGGCAGCCUUGUCCGGACUCCACCGCGCCUCCCAGGGACUCUGACACCAACCCAAGAUCUGUGGCCAUUUGUUUCCAUGGUUACAAGGCACAAUGAGGCACACUGGCUCUUGGAAAUUGUGGACCUGGGUGACAACCUUCCUGCUUCCUGCCUGUACCUGUCUGACAGUCAGGGACAAGCCAGAAACAACCUGCCCUACACUGAGAACAGAGAGAUAUCAAGAUGACAGAAACAAAUCUGAAUUGUCAGGCUUUGAUCUGGGAGAAAGCUUUGCUCUGAGGCGUGCAUUUUGCGAAGGUGAUAAAACCUGUUUCAAGUUGGGAAGCGCGCUUCUUAUUAGAGACACUGUUAAGAUAUUUCCCAAAGGCCUUCCAGAGGAAUAUGCUAUCGCUGUCAUGUUUCGGGUACGAAGAAGCACCAAAAAGGAACGGUGGUUUUUAUGGAAGAUUUUAAACCAGCAGAAUAUGGCCCAGAUAUCUGUAGUGAUCGAUGGUACGAAGAAGGUGGUUGAAUUUAUGUUCCGAGGUGCUGAGGGAGAUCUGUUGAACUAUGUUUUUAAGAAUCGAGAACUCCGUCCUCUCUUUGAUCGUCAAUGGCAUAAACUUGGCAUUGGCGUGCAAUCCCGAGUCCUUUCUCUCUAUAUGGAUUGCAAUUUAAUUGCAAGUCGACACACGGAAGAAAAGAAUUCUGUGGAUUUUCAAGGAAGGACAAUCAUUGCUGCACAAGCUUCAGAUGGCAAACCUGUGGAUAUCGAACUUCACCAACUUAGAAUCUACUGCAAUGCAAACUUCCUCGCUGAAGAAUCAUGUUGCAACUUAUCACCUACUAAGUGUCCAGAGCAAGACAACUUUGGAAGUACUACUUCAUCCUGGGUGACCUCUAACACUGGUAAAAUGUCUUCAUAUCUGCCAGGAAAGCAGGAACUUAAAGACACAUGCCAGUGUGUUCCAAACAAGGAGGAAGCAGGAUUACCAGGAACUCUCAGAUCCUUUGGACAUAAGGGCGACAAAGGAGAGCCGGGUGAACAUGGCUUACAUGGUACUCCAGGAUUACCUGGUCAAAAGGGAGAACAAGGACUUGAAGGCAUCAAAGGAGAAAUUGGUGAAAAGGGUGAACCAGGAGCCAAAGGAGACUCUGGUCUGGAUGGCCUCAAUGGACAAGAUGGUUUGAAAGGUGACUCGGGUCCUCAAGGUCCACCUGGCCCAAAAGGAGAAAAGGGUGAUAUGGGACCUCCAGGGCCACCAGCCUUAACUGGCUCCAUAGGAAUCCAAGGUCCCCAGGGUCCACCUGGCAAAGAAGGCCAAAGGGGAAGACGAGGGAAAACAGGACCCCCAGGAAAUCCAGGACCUCCAGGACCACCCGGACCUCCUGGGUUACAAGGACUACAGCAGCCUUUUGGUGGAUAUUUCAAUAAGGGAACUGGUGAGCACGCAGCUAGUGGCCCCAAAGGAGAAAAGGGCGAUACUGGGCUGCCCGGAUUUCCAGGGUCUGUUGGCCCUAAAGGACACAAAGGAGAACCUGGGGAGCCUUUAACUAAAGGUGAAAAGGGAGAUAGAGGAGAACCCGGCCUAUUAGGACCACAGGGAAUAAAGGGGGAACCUGGAGAUCCUGGUCCCCCUGGUUUACUAGGAAGCCCAGGGCUAAAGGGUCAGCAAGGACCUGCAGGUUCCAUGGGGCCCAGAGGACCACCAGGAGAUGUUGGACUGCCAGGAGAGCAUGGUAUUCCAGGAAAACAAGGCAUUAAGGGAGAAAAGGGAGAUCCAGGUGGAAGGCUAGGCCCUCCUGGACUUCCAGGUCUGAAGGGUGAUGCUGGGCCUCCAGGGAUAAGCCUGCCAGGGAAACCAGGGUUAGAUGGAAAUCCGGGAUCACCUGGUCCACGUGGGCCAAAGGGUGAAAGAGGUCUGCCUGGGCUCCACGGUUCCCCUGGGGACACAGGCCCACCAGGUGUAGGAAUCCCUGGUAGAACAGGCUCCCAAGGACCAGCCGGAGAGCCAGGUAUUCAGGGUCCUCGAGGUCUGCCUGGAUUGCCAGGAACUCCAGGGAUGCCAGGGAAUGACGGAGCUCCAGGGAAAGAUGGAAAGCCAGGCCUUCCAGGCCCCCCAGGUGACCCGAUCGCACUUCCUCUCUUGGGAGACAUUGGCGCCCUGCUGAAGAACUUCUGUGGCAACUGUCAAGCCAAUGUCCCUGGGCUGAAAAGCAUUAAAGGGGAUGAAGGAAGCACUGGGGAGCCUGGAAAGUAUGAUCCUGCAGCCAGGAAGGGUGAUGUAGGGCCACGAGGUCCUCCGGGAUUCCCAGGCAGAGAAGGGCCAAAGGGAAGCAAAGGAGAGCGGGGCUACCCUGGAAUACACGGGGAGAAAGGCGAUGAGGGUCUUCAAGGAAUCCCUGGCCUCUCGGGAGCUCCUGGCCCAACUGGACCCCCUGGCUUAACAGGAAGAACUGGACAUCCUGGUCCCACUGGAGCAAAAGGUGACAAGGGUAGUGAGGGACCCCCUGGGAAACCUGGACCUCCUGGACCCCCUGGUGUCCUGCUCAAUGAGGGAAAUGGCAUGAGCAGUUUAUAUAAAAUCCAGGGAGGGGUGAAUGUUCCCAGUUACCCAGGACCUCCGGGCCCCCCAGGCCCAAAAGGUGAUCCUGGCCCAGUGGGAGAGCCUGGUGCAAUGGGCUUGCCAGGACUAGAAGGAUUUCCUGGUGUAAAGGGAGAUCGAGGCCCAGCGGGCCCCCCAGGCAUAGCCGGCAUAUCGGGAAAACCAGGUGCCCCAGGCCCUCCAGGAGUACCAGGGGAGCAGGGUGAAAGAGGACCUAUUGGAGAAACAGGUUUUCCUGGACCAGAGGGACCCUCGGGGAAGCCAGGCAUAAAUGGAAAAGAUGGAUUACCGGGUGCUCAGGGCAUCAUGGGUAAACCUGGAGACAGAGGCCCCAAAGGAGAACGCGGUGAUCAGGGAAUUCCAGGAGACAGAGGCCCACAAGGUGAACGUGGGAAGCCAGGUCUUACGGGCAUGAAGGGGGCUAUAGGCCCUGUGGGACCAGCAGGAAGCAAGGGCUCCACGGGACCACCUGGCCACCAAGGCCCUCCAGGCUCCCCUGGCAUCCCUGGCACUCCGGCUGAUGCUGUUUCAUUUGAAGAAAUAAAAAAGUACAUUAAUCAAGAGGUCCUAAGGAUUUUUGAAGAGAGGAUGGCUGUGUUUCUAUCCCAGCUUAAACUGCCAGCAGCAAUGUUGUCUGCUCAAGCUCAUGGGAGGCCUGGCCCACCAGGAAAGGACGGGUUACCUGGACCACCAGGAGAUCCAGGGCCCCAAGGCUACCGAGGACAGAAGGGAGAAAGAGGUGAACCUGGAAUUGGGCUGCCGGGGAGUCCGGGUCUUCCUGGAUCUUCAGCAGUGGGUUUGCCGGGCUCACCAGGUGCCCCGGGGCCUCAAGGACCCCCGGGACCCAGUGGAAGAUGUAAUCCAGAAGAUUGCCUCUAUCCUGCACCUCCUCCCCACCAGCAGGCAGGCGGGAAGUGAAAAAGAUGGAGGAAGACAUCGCGUCUACUGCUAUCUCCAGGCCACUUGAGCCGCCACUGCAGGCUUCACAACCACGUGCUCUCAAGGCUUACGAGUUUUUGGACUGCUUUAUUUUAUUUUUCUGAAACAGGAGCAGACAUCCAAAGCAACCAUCUGAGUCCUAUUCUGACAGUAAGAGCAGAUCCGUAUUUUCAGAUGUUUGCCAACUUCUUUCCAUACGCUCUGUUUUAUUGUGGCUCUGAGUUCUAAGGCUUCGGAAGAAAAAUGCAAGCGAGCCUGUCACGGGCUCUUCAGGAAAAAAAAUCACGUGAGACGAUUUGGUACACAGACGACACAGACCUUGUGAACUCGUCAACGUGACUAGCUUUUGAUUCCUGAAUUUUAACUUUUCUAACUUAUCUUGAUUAUUUUCUUCAUAUUUGAAUUUACUAUCGUUUUAGUUUUUCUUUCUGCUCUUUUGAGAUUGAAGUAGUACAUUAUUACUGCUGUUGACUGUCUUAGGACUGAUUUUCACAAGAAGUCCUAUACUGUCCUAUAUUCAUUCGAUUUAUGCAGAAAAAAUAUGCAAUAAGAGAUUCGCUUCUAACUUAUUAAAAACAAAACUAUGUGAGACUCUUUAUCAGGAAGCCCCCAAAGUCAUCAUAGCCAACUACUGAAAUGCUUUUGGCUUUUUUUGGAGCACGCCUCACUGACACGAACACAUGCUACAUUAAAAAAAAAAAAAAAAUGAAGAAUCAACUUGACCCUAUACCCAAGUCUGUGAGUCUCCUAUGGUGAACUAAAAGUGGUUUGUCUUCUCGAAGCCAUUCUUGGUGGUAAAGGCGCCAGGCUGUCUUUGGUACCUGGCAGGUUUUAGCAGCCUAGCAAGACCUUUGUGCUUCUUUAUGCAUUCUUUUUUUCUGACUUUAUGAUCCCCAGACCCGACCCGCCAUCAGAGAAAAGCACAGGAUUUGUAAUGACCCAGAAAAGAGGAGUCCUCAUCUUGGAAACAGAGCGGAGGGUCAGCAAAGGCAUGUUGAGUAAGUGAAGCCCUCAUGCUCUUAGAAGAUGAAUGUUUCCUCAGAAACCAUCGAAAGGUCCAGCUCAGCAGAGGAAAGCCAAGAGACUUCACCCGAAAGUCACUAUGUGCUUCAAAACCGCAUGCUCAGGGGUUAGGGAUUUGACUUCGCAGUGGAGUGCUUGCCUAGCAAGCAGCGUGGCCUUGGGUUCCGUCCUCAGCCCCGGAGGAAAGAAACAUACUUGCUCUGAAAGGAAGCAAAAUCCCAGUGGUCUUGGCUGAAAAUCUUUUUACUCCCUACCUGUUCAUUGCUUGGAGAAACCUUGGGUGGGGAAAACUGAUUUCCUAGAAUACUGAGCACAAGGUACAAGGGCUUUGCUGAUAGUUAGCUCGUGGGUACCACUGACGCUGAGAGCAUGCCACCAGAGCCCUUCAGUCUCAUGCCUCUAAGAGCAUAGGAUUAGAGAGGAUGAUUUUGGUCUGUUCAUUGAAAAAAGACAAUGGGUAUAGAAAAGCAACCCACUGAAAGUGGGAAAAGCUGUGAACAGUGUUUUCCUGAGAAGCAUGCCUGACAUCAGGCAGAAUUUGUUUAAAUGCACCCAUGAUUUGAACUGGUUUUCAUUAUAAACAAAUGAGCUGCUGGCCCGGUACUGUCAACAUGGCUGUGCAUAAAAUAACCUUUUAGGUAUUUCAUAUUGAGUUUUGCUGUAUAUUUCAAUCCAAGUUUAUUUAUUUUCCAAGUCUACUUUAUUUAUUUCCACUGUUUUGGGCUUAAAAUUGCUUAUUCCUUUGUUUUCUUUUGUAUUCAAUACCUACAAUGGUGCUGUGUUUUUAACUUGCACAAUUGGAGUAUGCAAAUGUUUGCAUAAGUGUCUUCAUAGCCAACUGAUAAUCUACCCCCCAAAUGUAUAUAAGGUGAAAAGUUGGUGCUAUGUGUAUAUUUUGAGCUUCUAAUUUGUUGAAUUUUCUGAAAACAUACACUUUACCUGGCAUAUUAAUUUACUUGAAUUUGCUGUAUAGCAAAGACUUUUCUAUGUUUUCAAAGAUUAUUUUUCAUAUUAAUUGACAGGUUAUUUAUCCUUUUGCAUUUUGGAUUAUUCAAAAAUAUUUAUUUUGUAAUUUUAAUAUUUUCAUGAACAUUUUAUUUGGCUGGUGGUGGGUGAUUAGUGUAUUUGGUAGUUUGUUUUUGUUUUUUUGUUUAUUUAUUUUUUUUGGUUGAUCAAUUGAUAUGAUACAACUCAUUUUCUUGUUUUGCAAAUUAUAUUUACUCCAGUUCCACAGAACAGAAUUCUUUCUUACAAAUUGGGUGGUUCUUACUCCUCCUUUUCCUAAUUUUUGUGACUGCAUGACUGGCUUAUUCCUGUUUCAAGGAUUUAGAUUUGUUCCCAUGGCUUGAGGACUCUGUCACGGUGAUUCAAGCUCAUUUUUAGAACUUGGGACAUGUGACUGAUUCUGACAUAAGCAGAGAGAUGGGCCUGGGUGAUACAGCUCAAACCAUCAAUCUACGGUUAUUCGUCUUCAGGUUUUCUUUUCUUCUGCCUUGGCUCUAUUUGUAACAAAAAGCUUUAAGGAGCACUUGGUCAGGCUAACACAACAAAGAAAUUGGCAGGUUCUCAGCCCCUUCGUAAAAACAAACAGGAUAAUUUGGUCCCCAAAGCAGGAUAAGGAAUAUCCCACUAAAUAACCAUUUGUUCCUGGUAUUGUUUAUAGCAAAGGAAAAGAAUUAUCGAUUUUCUCUCAUUUUGUACUUCAGAUCUGCUUAAAUACAAAAUAAUUACAGGCCACAGUGGCAAUGUUAAAACUGUUUUGUUUUGUUUUUUUCCGUAAACAAGGAUGUCUGAAUUCAAGUAAGUCCUAAACUACACCAGUUCAGUUAGCAAUUUUUGGUAGAAUUUUCUUAUGUAGAGAAGAUCUGUCCUCCAUUAAAAUCUGCUUUGCUUUUAGAAUCUAAAGAAAGAGAAUAUAUGUGUGCAUUGUUCCUCCCAGCUGAAGACAUUGGCCAUUACUCCUAACCACAGUGGAUUCUUCAACUUCUUACCUUAACCAGAGCUGUGUAGUCACUUCAACCUGUGUGGUCCCCUCCCCACCACCACCACCACCUUUGGAAAAUUAAACCUUUGCCUACUUAUAGAGACUAAGGAAUUAUUUUAUGAUAUACUGCCUAAAUUCUCAUUUAAUGUUCAGCUUAUAAAGUAAUUUCCACGACUAUGUCUUAGACAUUAAUUAUGGCUUAGCUCUUCUGCAGCUUCUGAGAAGCUUAUGAUAUACCUCCUACUGUCCACAAGGUGGUGUCUGAGGCAGUUUGUUCAGAACUGAACACGGAUUCACAGAAGCCUAGAACCUGGAAAAGUCUGGUGAACAACUAAGUCACACAUUGGCCCUUGCACUUUAUUUUUGGCAAUAUUCUUUGUAAAUUAUAUUUCAUUUUACUAAUUAGUGUUUUUCCAAAUUUUCAGUAUCUUUGUAAAGCAGGCACAAUAACUUUUGGUUUGUUGAUUUUUUUCACUUGUAUUUAUUGACUGUGUGUAUACCCAUACUUGUAUGCAAAUCUGCUAUAAGGUUGUCUUAUGCUACUAUUGUAUUUUCGUAACUAACGUUCACACACCGGCACACACCUGCAUUCAUCCUCCCUUGCAGACAGAGCAGACAUUCUUUUGACAAAUGAAAACACUUAGCUUACCGCAAGAAGUAGACAAUGUAUACUGCACGAUGUCCAAACUCCUAACUGCGCUAGAUAAAUUUGUACAGUGUCUAUUUUCCUAGAAACAUGGCACUAUUUAACAAUGGUUUUCAGAAUUCCAUCUUUUUCUUUUAAUGCCAUCUUUUUUCCAGUGUUGGUAAUUCUAUCCAAGACAGAAGUAAGUCCAGUGAUGCUGAGGCUGUUUGAGUGACCUUUGAAUGACCUAUGGAAGAGCUGAGCAGAGUUGACCUUUGCCCUUGUUCUGAGUUACUUACCGUACUUGUUUAUAUGCAUCUACUUUGUAAAGACUCAUGGUGUUUUCUAUCCUGGCUACAUAGCAGGAUACAUACAUACAUACAUACAUACAUACAUACAUACACACAUACACUCCCCACCCUGGCCCUUUUAUUCCUCUUCUCCCAGAGAUUGACCAGACCCCUAUGAGGAGAUCCCGAGCAGAAUUUAUUAACCCUUUAAGUCAUGUGCAUCAAUGUCAUGUCGACCAUUGGCAUUCAUUCGUCAGCCAGUAGGUAUAGUAGCAUUUGUUGUGUUCAAUUUGUUCAAUGAAGAGGACUUACAGGAAUCAGGAAAAGAGGUUAUCUGUGUUUCUAUUUAUUAAUGUAGUUGGAGCUAUCAUGGUAACAUUUCACUGAGCAAAAUCAUAUAGAAAAUCUCAUCAUUUUGGUUGAAUUGACCUCAGCUCCAAGAGGACACAAGGAACACUAGGGCAGAGAAGUAGACCCAGCAAGAAAAAAAAAUUAUCCAAAAGAUGAUACAAAGCUAGGAACAUCUACAUGGAAAAAUUUUAAGAUUAAUUCCAGUAGUGCUUUGUGGUAGAACUCAAGAAGUGAACUUCUUGCUUCAGCAACACAGGCAUCACUAAACUCAGGACUAACAACUUAAAAUUUAACUCAAGUCUGGGUGUUGGCUUGACCAUAAUAAACUUAUGAGCAUAAAGAUGCAAUUUUACAACUUUCUAUUUUGCUGUGGUACUUAAGAAGCAU